Messenger RNA from Doryrhamphus excisus (bluestripe pipefish), 3099 nucleotides. Lineage: Eukaryota; Metazoa; Chordata; Actinopteri; Syngnathiformes; Syngnathidae. The record is from RefSeq and is a predicted model, not a curated record.
AUGUCAACAUCAAUGCUGAUAAUGAUAAAAAUAAUGCUAAUGAUAACAAAGCUAAAAUAAUAUUAUUGCAAAUCAUAAUAAUGCUAUAUCAAUGUUAAUAAUUUGUUACAAAUGCUAACAUCAAUGCUAAUGCUCACAUAAUGCUAGUAUCAGUGCUAAUAAAAAUGCUAAAAAUAAUGCUAACGCUAACAAUAAUGGCCAGAAUGACGCCAAAAAGUAUGCUAAUAUUGAGGCUAAUGCUUUGCCUUGUCGCUAAUUAUUGAUAGCUGGUGGACAUAUGACAAUCUUUGCAAAUAUGUCCGAUCACGUCCUCAAGUUGAAUCUCCUUGUCAGUCUAGCGGGCGCGUGAACGCUUGACUUCCAAGAUGGCGGAGGUGAAUCAUCCACUUUACAUCCCCUGCCAGGCCGAGAGUCAGCCGUCGUAUCCGAGGAGCCGGGCUGCCGCCUCCAAUGAAAAAUGCAGCAGCUUCCGCACGCCGCCGGAGGGACGGGAAGAAGGCAAGAACCCACAAUAGCACCUAAAACCUAACAAUGCCUGCUUACUCUGGUUCCCCCGCUGAGGAACGUGUUGACUGCGUCCCCAAUCAGCGUCACCAUGAACGCUCCAACUUUGGAGUGAGAAGGUCAUGAAAGCUGGCGACGGCGAGAGGAUGAGGAAGAUGAGGAAGAUGAGGAAGGUGGACGAGCCUCCUCUCUCAGCUCGUGACGCACGCGAGCGCAUCCUCGCACGUGAACGCGCCUCAGCGGGCAGGAGCGCUUCUGUCUUUGCAGAGCCAGAGCGCCUGGUGGUCUUCAGGAGCUACCGGGGACCGGACUGCCCUGCCAGUGGGAAUGCUCCUCGGACCGCUGACUUUUUUGGGGGGGGCUCCAGCUGCGUAAAGACCGCACAUGCACCCUCCGGCGUGUGCGUGCACUGAGAACCAAGCAGGAACCGCAGAGGGAACCCGGGAGCUCCAACCAGGACGCCAGGAGGAGCCCGGCACGCGUGUGAUGCAGGACUGUUGAUGGAGAGCAUUUCGAAUGUCAGCCGGGACAGUGGUCAUCGCAGGAGGAAUUCUGGCCGCCGUCAUCCUACUGACCAUCGUGGCCGUGCUGUGCUUAUGUAGGUUGCAGUAUUACUGCUGCAAGAGGGAGGAGUCCGAGAAGGGGGAGGAGGAAGAACCGGAACUGUCCACCAUGUCGCCUUCCCACCCCCUGGCUCUGUCGGCUCCUCCGACGCCGCCGACCCCGGAGCGUUACAGCGACGAGACGGAGACGUACCCGCCCACCUUCCUCACCGAGGCCAACGGACCCGGCAGCUACUCGCCGCCGCCGCCGCCACCGCCGCUGCGCAGGUGUCACCGGUCGCACGCCUUCUGCCCGUCGUGCGCCCGCUGCACGCUGCCCUUCUACCUGCAGCACCCGGAGAGGCUGUGCAACGGCGGGCGGCGGGCGGGCUACCGCAGCGUGCACCAGGACCCGGAGGGGCCCUCGGACCUGGCCGGCUUCUACCACAAGCUGGACCUCAUCCGCUCGGCCGCCGCGCGGGAGACGGUCACGCGCAGUGUCAGCACCGACGUGUAGCGAGGCGCUCCGAGGCGCUCCGAGCCACCGGACGGCAGACAAGGUGACAAACGACACCGAGGGCUUGUAGGCGGGGCAAGGCUGCGGCCAUGUUGGAUACACUUUGUGUUCUUCUUGCUUCAUCCUCUAUCUCACCGAGCACAACCUUUUUGAUUUCUUCCUAUUCUUCCCACCACAAUUUCACUUUCUUUUUACUUCACUAAUCAUUUAUUCAAUUCGUUAAGUAUUCAAUACAUUUAAUUCAAUUAAUAUAUGAUACAUGAAUACAUCCAAUACAUAUUUGCCAAGAUAUCCACAAUAUACUGGUAAGCUUUUGGCGCAGUAUCAGUGAUAUCGCUGACAUGUUGGCAAUAUACUAUAAGUGAUAUCACUGAAAUGGUUUGAAGCCUUUGGGAAGAUAUCAAUGAUAUCACUAUAAUACAGUCUUACAAAGAUUACUGUAUCAACAAGACAUGACUGAUAUCACUGAUAUAGUCAUUAGAUUAGUGUAUCGACAUGCUCUCCGCUAGCUUCUGAUAGCUUGGUCAAAGUCUUACCAACACCUCAUUAAUAUUUCAGUGAUAUCAAUAAAAUAUUUGUACCAUUAGUGAUACGGUAUCACUGAAAUAUGACUAAGAUUUUGACAUAUCAGUAACAUUGCUGAAAUAUUUAUAACAUUUUGACACAAUAGCAGUGAUAUCACCAAAGUAUAAGCGAGACGUAAGAAAGAUUUUGACACGAUAUCAGUGAUAUCGCUGAAAUAGUAGUACGAUAUCAGUAACAAAAAUGACACGUAUCAGAAAUAUCACUGAAAUAUUAGUGAAAUAUCAGUAAGGUUUUUGAUGUGAUAUCACUGAACUGAAAUAGUUGUGAAAUAUUUGCAAAAAAUGACACGAUCAGUGACACCAUUGAAAUAUUACUAAUAUUUUGUCAUUGAAAUAUUAGUAAGAUGUCAGUCAAAUUUUAAAUGCUAUCAAUGAUAUCACUGAAAUAUUAGUAAGAUUUUGACAGGAUUUCAGCUGUAUCAUUGAAAUAUAAGUCACAUUUUGACAAGAGAUCACUGAUAUCACUGAAAUAUCAGUGGGAUAUCAGUAAAAUUUGCCACGAUAUCAAUGAUAUCACUGAAAUAGUAGUAAGAUUUUGACAGGAUUUCAGCGAUGUCAGUGAAAUAUUAGUGAGAUAUCAGUAAAAUUUUGACAUGGUAUCAGUGAUAUCACUGAAAUAGUGAGGUAUCAGUACAAUUGUGACACGAUAGCAGUGAUAUCACUGAAAUACGAGUGACAUAUUCAUGAGGUUUUGACAUAUCACUGAGAUAUUAGUAAGAUUUUGACAUGAUAUCAGUGAUAUCACUGAAAUAGUGAGCGAUCAAUUGUGACACGAUAUCAGUGAUAUCACUGAAAUACAAGUGAGAUAUUUGUGAGGUUUUGACAUGAUAUGAUAUCACUGAAAUAGAGAGAUAUCAGUACAAUUGUGACACGAUAUCAGUGAUAUCACUGCAGUAUGAGUAGGAUAUUCAUGAGAUUUUGAAUGAUAUCACUGAACUAGUGAGAUAUCAGU